UGUGAAUGGUAAAUACUAAUCCGAGCACCGCAUCCGAGUUCGGUACUGGCAGAUUCUCCGGACCAAUCACGGGUUAGCUAGGGACUUAUAUGCUCUUAUCAUGCGGGGGUUGCGCCAAUAAUACCGUAAAGUGGUCUAUAAAGGUGGUCUACUGUCGUCGUGCUAUCUCCUCUUACUACCUCCCUACUUCUUACAGCGAUGGGUUCUUCUGCAUCCAAGAUUCCCGCUCAAGCUACGGCCGGUACUCUACAGGCCAUUGAUGAGAAGGGGUUUGUCCGCCCACAUAACUCCACGUCAUCGGCGGCCGAUUCGAAGCCCUUGGCGAGCGACGGUUCAAUUUCACUGUCUAAUGUUGAUGUCUGGGAGUCUACUGCUGCUGCGGACCCAAAGAUCCAACUUGCCCGCACAAUUCUUGCCCAUACCAACAUAAAGUCAACCCUUACCAGUCGCCCGGCGGCGGUUGCAAUACCCCACGUCUUUAACCACGAGGUGGAGUUCAAAUCCGGACCCGUCACAAACCAGAAAUCCAGUGGUCGAUGCUGGCUCUUCGCGACUACAAAUGUCAUCCGGUAUGAGGUCAUGAAGAAGCUCAAUCUCAAGGAAUUCCAGCUUUCCCAGUCUUACCUGUUCUUCUGGGAUAAGUUGAACAAGUCCAACUAUUAUCUCGAGCUCUCUAUUGAGAAUGCAGACAAACCUGUUGACGAUCGUCUGGUAAACUUCCUCGCCAAUGACCUUAUCAGCGACGGUGGUCAAUGGGACAUGGUUGUUAACUUGCUCGAGACAUACGGUCUCGUUCCUCAGCCCAUUUACCCCGAGUCAUACCAUUCAAGUGCUUCAGGUCCCAUCAACACGCUCCUGAAGAUGAAGCUCCGAGAGCAUGCUCUCACUCUUCGCACGCUCUCUUCAUCACUACGGGCUGAUCCCAACGUCUCGGCGGAAUCUGCUAUCUCAGCCCUUCGCGCGAAGAAGGAAGAGCUUAUGCAGGAGGUUUAUACAGUCAUGAGCGCAACCCUUGGCGUUCCUCCUAAGCCUGACGCGACCUUCACUUGGGAGUACUACACCGAGGAUGGCAAGUAUGCGAAGUGGGAGGGUACUCCUCAACAGUUUUACAAAGCAUUCACAACCAAGUUCUCGCCCGCAGAGUCUUUCUCUCUCAUUAACGACCCUCGGAAUGAGUACGGUAAGCUGUACACUGUAGAUAAGCUCGGCAACAUUUGGGGAGGACGACCUGUUCUGUAUGUGAACACUGAGAUCGAUGACCUCAAGCAGGCCAUAGUUCGGUCUAUCAAAGCCGGCCAGCCAGUCUUCUUCGGUUGCGAUGUCGGACAGUUCUCCGACUCCGGCAAGGGUGUCGGUAUUAUGGACGUUGACUAUUUCGAAUACGAACAAGCAUUCAACAUCACGCUGGGACUUACCAAGGCCCAGCGAUUGCAGACCAACGAGUCCGCCAUGACUCAUGCGAUGGUCAUCUCUGGCGUGCACGUAGAUGAGAAGACUGGUCGCCCCGUCCGGUUCAAGGUGGAGAACUCUUGGGGCGAUGAAAGCGGCGUCAAAGGCUUCAACGUGAUGAGCGACAAGUGGUUCGACCAAUUUGUGUUCCAAGUCGUCGUGCACAAGUCGUUGGCGACAAAGGAGCAAGUGAAAAUCUUUGAGUCGGGGGACAGAGUAGUGUUGCCUGCUUGGGAUCCCAUGGGUGCUUUGGCAUGAGUGCGAGAUAUACCUGUUGCAUUUUUUUUUAUGUCAUGUACUGUUUGUUUUUACGUUUGCAGACUGAUGAGUAUCAGCCCAGCUCGGUGCUAGGCCGGCAAGCAAUGAAUGUCUGUUAUACCACUUCCCCGAGCGAAGAACCAAUCUAUGAUAUGUGUGUUACAUUCGGGUUGCCCGAUUUCUGAUUAGCGUGUCGAUUCGCACGCCCAGCUUUGUCUAUCGCAAAGACACUGA
Suillus paluster is the source of this 1941-nucleotide messenger RNA. Its product is annotated as peptidase C1B bleomycin hydrolase. Gene Ontology annotation, molecular function: cysteine-type aminopeptidase activity. Gene Ontology annotation, cellular component: cytoplasm. Gene Ontology annotation, biological process: L-homocysteine catabolic process; response to toxic substance; proteolysis. Bases 199 to 1707 code for a protein of 502 amino acids. The record is from RefSeq and is a predicted model, not a curated record. The transcript is spliced from 8 exons. NCBI's taxonomy places the organism in Eukaryota, Fungi, Basidiomycota, Agaricomycetes, Boletales, Suillaceae.